Molecule: messenger RNA, 3709 nt
Organism: Cylas formicarius (sweet potato weevil)
Lineage: Eukaryota; Metazoa; Arthropoda; Insecta; Coleoptera; Brentidae
Product: dynein regulatory complex subunit 7
Exons: 1
Coding region: 429-3080 (883 amino acids)
Biological process (GO): flagellated sperm motility
Cellular component (GO): motile cilium
Source: RefSeq, a predicted model, not a curated record
AUCGGAAAAUAAAUUUGCGAAUACGUUUCACUCACUACAGUUAGCGAAGUUUAGACGGAACGAAAUCACCGUGUCUCUCCAAUUUAAGUUGAACAUCUAUUUCUUUUUUUUUUGUCUACGGCAAACGUUAAGAUUGCAAGUUAGAAAGGGCACGUAUGCCUGAAGUAUGAAAGAAAGAAUGAAAUCAUCCUUCAAAAAAGGUAAAAUGCUCAUUGAAGAUGUUUUAACCAUAGUGCGAAUUGCAAUAAAUUUGUUUCUCUUCAAUUUAAGUCACAAUAUCUGUUUAUUUUCUUUAUCUAUAGUAAACAUAGAGAGUGCUAGUAAAACCUCAUCUGAAAACAAAUUCGGAGAUACUAAAAAGGGCACACGGACAUUAUCGAUUCGGACAUUGUUUGCGUUGCCAAGCGACGGAGAAAUUACGCGUCAGUAUGUCUAACGAAGAGCCGGAUGUAUUUGAGUCGGACGUUGUAGGGCAAGAUUCCGAUGGCACAGAAAGCGAAGUUAAAACAGAAGACGGGGAAACGAGACCUGUUUCCUUUCUCGAAAAGUUGGACCUUCCCAGAUCGUUGAGGGACCCGAUCGCCAUCACCACCGAUUACUUGAAACAGAUAACCCGAGAACUGGGUCGGAUCGAGUUGUGUUGGCCCGAAAUCCCACAACCACCACAUGAUUUUCCGAGUAGUUACCGGAGCAAUUCCGCCAAGGAGAAGCUUUUACUUUUGUACGCGGAAAACUUCAGGAGGCAGUUCGGCGAGAAGUUCCCGCGCAGGAAGCUGCUUCUGGCGUGCGAAAACGAGUGCGGGCUGCCGAAAAUGGUGUCGACCGCGAUCAGACCGAUGACGCUGCGCCACGCGGAGAUCGACGCGUGGCGCGAAUGCGCCAAAUUCGUGGCCGAUUAUUUACAAUACGAGCCCUUGGAGGAUCCGGUUGCAUUGCCCGCAAGGUUGCGCUCCCCCCACACCACGUUCGCUAAGCAAGGCGGUCACUGUUUCGAAAUCGCCACCGUGUUGUGUUCUCUCCUCGUCGGCAUGGGCUACGACGCCUUCGUAGUAUCGGGCUACGCCGUAGAAGACGUUACGAUGCGGAUCAUGACGCGAGUCGACUCGCCGUAUCCGCCGUUCGAGGAAGACGACGCCGUAAAAGUCGAGGAAGCAGCGGUAGGGAAGUAUCGCGUCGCGCAGCCUAGGAAAUUGGAGAGCAAGUUCCUGGCGAUGAUGAAGCAGAAAGAGUCGCUCAGACUCCAAGAGGAACGGCGACGCGUGGAAGAGGAGGAGAAGCGGAGGGUGCUGGAGGAGGAGAAGAGACCUCAUGACGAACUGGAAGGUAGACGAGUGCACGGGUGGGUUUUGCUGUUGGCCGGCCAACCGGACGUUCCGGAAUCGGUAUUCGUCGAGCCGUCCACAGGACGUUCCCAUCAUCUUGACUCGGACCUCUACGGCGUAGUCGAGGGCGUAUGGAACCACGAAAACUACUGGGCCAACGUGCAAGAUGGCGGCGAACGCGCGAGCUUCGACUUGAACGACGUCGACAAAUGGGAACACCUUUUGGUAGGGGAGCCGCUCAAGUGGCGUCGUCGUAAACCCACGGAAAUGGGCGACGAAGAGGCGGACGACGUCUACGACGAGAAGCACCUGGACAUGCCGCCGUCGUGGUCGUCGAAAAUAGACGUGCCGCACGAAGCGUUAGCGAAACGAUACCCCGACGGGUGUCGCACUACGCACUAUAAAAAAGCGCUCGUCGAAGAAUACGCGCCGUACGUUUUAGAAGACGGACUGACGGCGCGCAUCACCAGGGACACCCUAGACGAGGAGAUCUACGUCAACAGACGCGAUAAGCUGAAGAGACGCAUGGUCGACGCGCGAACGGGACGAAACGUCGAGUAUUUCGACUACGGCAGGGAGGACGGCGUCGUCAAACACGUAUAUUACAACGAUAGAGAUGAUCGUAUAACCCAUACCGUGCAAAGUUUCGUAAGGGAUGGAAACGAGAAAGACGCCGUCGCGAACGAUGCCUUAACGGGACAAAACGUCGGGAAUUUGGACUACGGGGAAGAUGACGUCGCGAAACGCGACAAGCGUACGAUUUUUUUCAAUCACCGCGCUAGAUUCGACGGGCUUUCGCGCGUGGAGCGCUCCAAGCACAGCCUAACCGAGCAUUAUCGCGGACGGGACGACAAAAUGGCGUAUCGCCGCACGGAUUACGCCAAAGGCACCGACGGAAAGAUCCUCAACAUCGUGCAACGAUUCGAACGGGACGAAUCGAUCGCAUCGGCGUGCGACGACGUCAGGAUCCGCGAAUUCGACUUGGAAAACGGCGAGAUCCGCAUCAAGUAUCACUACGGACCGGAGAACGUGACCGCUUCGACCAGGACUUUCGUGAAACCCCCGGUUUCCGAUGGCGAAGGGAUCACGUUCAAAGCGGAACUGACGAGCGGUUACCAGGCCCGCAUAGGGGCGAAGCCUCCCGGUCAGCUACGCCUCUUCCUCGAGCUCGAGCGGCAGUUGCGCGACGAGAAAGCGGUAAUCGAAAGCGUGCGCGAGUUCGAGAAACAAAUCGAGAGCUUUCUGCUGCUGCGCGCCCACGAAAUGGCGUUCCCGAAGCUGGACGUGUCGAUUUACGACCGCGAGCGGAACCGCGAGCACAAACUGGGAAUGUUGGAGCGGGAUGAGAUGUUGAGGACGCGCAGGGAGAGGGAGGUGGAGGAGGAGAUCGAAUAUCUGGCGCCGUACUUGGCGCGAUUGGGGAAUCCCGCGAGUUUGACGUGUGAGGAAGCGGCGGACGUCAAAUACGGCUGCCUGGACGAUUUUAAACGGUCGCUAUUGAGUAGGGCGAACGCGAUCCAAACCGCUUUCGAGAGGGUGUCGGAGACGGUGCAGGAGAAGCAGAUGUGGUACACUCAUCAUCACGAUAGCUUGACGGUCGACGAAGAACGCGAGUAUUUUCGCGAUAUUAACGACACGUUGUUUCGCCUGAGGACGUUGGAAAUGCGGCUGACGCGACACAAGGAACUGUCGUCGGUCAGGUACGACGCCAUGUUGGCAUAUCUGAAUAACCAUCCGGCGUUGGGCGUUUUGCAGUGAAGAAGCGACCGUCAUCGAGUGCCUUGUAAUUAAACUAAUUAAAUUAAACGCGUUAAAUAACAACGUAAAGUUGUUAGGCCUGUCAUAUUUUCGUAUACUUCAACAAGAUUAAAACAACAGACUCUCACUGCCACGAUAUCGUUUAUCUUUAUUCCGCAGAACAUUUUCUUAUAACGCCGUUGUAAUUUUUAAUAGUAUACCCGAUUUUGUACAAUCCCAUUCAAUUAAAUUCUUUGAAGAAUAUUUCAGGUUGAAACUGCUAACUUCUCAAAUAAUUCGAUUUUCAAUGUUAUUCUUUUAAUUUUUACUUUUAAUGAAUUUCUAGUGUUCCAUAUUACUAUUACAUUUAUCUAUUAUACUAUAUAUAACUUCCUAUUUAGUUUUCAAUUUAAACAUCUAGCAGAUUAGGCGUAGUAGCUUUUGCUAGACUUUGCCCCUUCUCUACUGUAUAUUUGUAUAUAACAAUAUACAACAAUAAAGGCAAUUUAUUAUUAUAAUUAUUGUAAAUAUUUUAGAACCGCAGAUUUCCUAAAUCUCGCGUUGAUGUUUAAUUCUUUAAGAAUACAAAAUUAGAAUAUUCUAAUGUGCAAAACUUAUUUCCAACACGUAGUAUUUAAAAUAUCGGAUAC